Molecule: messenger RNA, 723 nt
Organism: Acanthocheilonema viteae
Lineage: Eukaryota; Metazoa; Nematoda; Chromadorea; Rhabditida; Onchocercidae
Source: the annotation of a GenBank genome assembly
AUGUCAUCAAACUUCAGUCCGAUUUCCCCUCUGGGGUUGGCAACAAAACAUGCGAAUGCAGUUACAGGUGCUGAUAUGAACACUCUGGUUCUUCCACAGUUUCGUUGUAGCUCAGGUGGUCAAAAUCGUUCGCAACUGUCAAGCACUAGUACACAAUUGUCUAGUCCGAACAGCCAAGUCAAGUCUCAACUACAACAAGUUGCGCAGUCCACACAACGUCCAACAAGUUCUGAUGCAUGCGCUACAAUCACACAGUAUCUGAUGAUGUAUCAUACGGGGCGAGAUGAGGAAUUCAGUCGCAAAGCUAUUGAAAGUCUGAUUAAGAAACUGAAAGAUAAACGUGAUGAACUAGAUGCGCUGAUUACCACUGUAACAUCACAUGGGAAGAUUUCUCCGAAAUGUAUCACGAUUCAGCGUACUUUGGAUGGACGAUUACAGGUGGCUGGAAGAAAAGGUUUUCCGCACGUCGUUUAUGCACGUAUUUGGAGAUGGCCUGAUUUACAUAAAAAUGAGCUGAAACAUUUGCCGCUUUGUCAGUGUGCAUUUGAUUUGAAAUGUGACCUGGUUUGCGUUAAUCCCUACCACUAUGAACGUGUUGUUCCGCCAGGUAUCGGCACCAUUGAUUUGUCGAAUUUAAAAAUUGAGCAUCGAUCCUCAUCUCAAGACGAUUCAAACACAUUGUCUCCAGGAAGUACAGGAACUAGCGAUGAUUUGUCAAAGUAA